CACACCUUCUGGAACCCCGCCGAGUUCACACUCCUCGGAGGCUCAGGGCGCGGCGUUCGGCGUUCGCUCUCCAGGGCUUGCCAACGCCUCUGGGACUCCUCCCACGGGACCCUGCAAGAGCUGCUGGACCGGGAGCAGCCCCUGCUUGAACCGGUGCCCAAUCAGGAGCGGCAGUCCUUCCAGUACAGGCUCUCGUCGCUCUACCUGUGCUACCUGGGGCUGCUGCGCCGGUUCGACACCCUGUAUGACCAGAUGGUGCAACCGCAGAAGAGGCGGCUGCUGCGCCGCCUGCUGGACAGCGUGGCGGGCCGCGUGCUGGAGCUCAAGGAGGAGCUGGUGCGCGUAGACCUGUGCGAGACCCACUGCCUGGACCGCGUGCUUCAGGACCUCACGCUCACCCCGGCAGACCUGGAGGUUCCAAUCCCCAAAUACUUUGUGCUGGAGCAGUCCAGUGUUCUGAGGGAGCGAGAGCUGAUGCUGGCAGAGAUCCUGUCCAGAAUGGGGUCGCUGUCCUUCGAGGAGGGCGUUCCAGCAAUGCACCGCACUGAUGCCAUAAUCUUACUGCAAACGGCUGAGCGGGCCAGGCAGGGCCGGCUCCGAGCCACCUUCAUGCGAGAGAUUCGGGGAGAGGAAGAGAGGAAUCAGAAGAUGAUGGAGGGCGGGUGGUACAAGUUCAGUCAUGACCAAGCAGCUAUCACCAUACAGAAGGUGUGGAGAGGCUACCUGCAGAGGAAACGCACUCAGCAGGACCGGCAAAGGGAGAUGGAGUUCAUCGGUAUGCUCCCCUCUCCCAAGCGGGGGGAACCCUUGGGCGACGUGUCCCAGGCCUGCCCCGGGGAGGACGCUGGGAGGCGCCGCCAGAUGGAGAAGGAAGAGGAGUUCCAACUGGCGCUGGUGAAGACCCAAGACGCUCUCAGAGAGACCGAGGGGCCCGUCAUGAAGGAGAAAAUGCAGGAGCAGAUCCGACAGUGGCUCAUCGAGUGCCAUGCCCUUACUGGCCGAUUCCCUGAUUAUCCAGAUGAGUCUUUAGGUGGAUCCUACCUGAUCUUUGCAGACAAGACUCCAGCACAGGUGAAAAUGGAACUGGAGAUGCAGGUCCAGGAAACCAAGAAAAAGAACCAAGAGAAAAAUAAGGAAAAAGAAAUGGAGAAAAAAGAGAAGAAGAAGAAAGGGAAGGAAAAAAAGACGAAGGUGGAGGAAGCAGAUAAAAUGCUGAAAGUGUUGCCGUCCAAAUUUAUACCCAUGAUUAAUGCUGGACAUGAGGAGUAUAAAAAUCUGUGGAAGAACCCGUAUGACAGCUUACACCCCCGUCAGAGUUUCGACCCCGAGACCCUCCGGGUGGAGAAGAGGAAGGAGUUGGAGCUGGAGAUCCGGACACAGGUGGACGAGCUGAUGCGUCAAGAGCUAAAGAACCUGCGCCUGGCUGUGGACAGGGAGGAGGGGAGACUCUUGAAACUUCCAAAGAAAAACACUGGGAAAAAAGCUGGGAAGAAGAAGAAGGAGAAAGACCUGACCUCAACCAGGUCCGUGGACUCUCUGUUUGAAGAGCUCGUUAUCUUGGGCUUUCUAAAGAAGAGCAAGACCGUGGCAUUGAAAGACUAUGUGGGUGACUGCCUCUAUCUUGGAUCUACUCUGAGUUUGGCCAAGAAGUUGCCCAUGCCUUCCCUGUUUGACAUACGACAGAACAUGGCCUUGUACGGGGUCCUUCGGCUCGGUUCCUCAGAAAUACACGCCAUGGCUCCCCACAUCCGCUCCCUCCUCCUGGUGGGCCCCUCCGGCACGGGGAAGAGGAUGCUGGUGAACGCGGUGUGCACGGAAACCGGCGCCAACCUGUUCGACCUGUCACCCGGCAACCUGCAGGACAAAUACCCUGGCAAGACCGGGGUGCAGAUGAUAGUACACAUCGUCUUCAAGGUGGCUCGACUCCUACAGCCCUCUGUGAUCUGGAUUGGGAAUGCCGAGAAGAAUUUCUAUAAGAAGGUCCCAAAAGACGAGAAGGAGAUGGACCCAAAGCGAAUAAAGAAGGACCUCACCAAGGCCCUGCGGCUGCUGAAGCCCGGAGACCGCGUGAUGCUCAUAGGAACCACUGAGCGGCCCCAGCUGGCUGAGAGAAAGGGGCUGUGCCAGGCCUACGAGCGGGUCGUCAUCAUGUCGCGCCCCGAUUACGCUUCCCGCUACGUGCUCUGGAAGCAUAUGCUCGAGGCCCAGGGAGUCCAGGUGACCCCGAGCCUGGACAUCAGUGCCCUGGCCAAAGUGUCCGAAGGCUACACAGCUGGCCGCAUUCUCAAAGCCAUCCAAUCCGUGCUGACCAAGCGGCGGCUCGUAUGGUUGCCCAAGCGGCCCCUGGUGGCCUCAGAGUUCCUGGGUCAUCUGGCGAAGCUGGAUCCGGUGUACCGAGAGGAGGAGGAGUCCCUGAAGGACUGGUACUUCAACACCCCGCUGGGCAAGAAAAUGGCGAAAUUUGCCAAGGACCAGGAGGCCGAGGCGGCCAGGCUGGCAAAGGAGAGGAAGCAACGGAAGUGA
Molecule: messenger RNA, 2523 nt
Organism: Hipposideros armiger (great roundleaf bat)
Lineage: Eukaryota; Metazoa; Chordata; Mammalia; Chiroptera; Hipposideridae
Gene: DRC11L
Product: dynein regulatory complex subunit 11 like
Exons: 18
Molecular function (GO): protein binding; ATP hydrolysis activity; ATP binding
Source: RefSeq, a predicted model, not a curated record